GAGCCAAACAAAAAGAGCCUCGCGAGACUCAAAGUGCGGACAUUAUUUAAUUAAUCCUCCGCUUCGUCGCUGCGGCUAAUGUAAAAUAAAAUGUCUUGUCGUGGAAACUUGGCCCUUUUUAGUGGAUUUCUGUGUAUUGUUUUUGUUUCGGCACUACAAUGUGAUGAAAGUCGGUGCAAGGGGCCGAUAAGGUUUUACAAGGAGCUAAAAUGCAAAGCAAUUUACGCAAAAAAAUGGGAUUGCUGUCCAAAAAGAUACGACUGUACGCAUUUGAAAGGCAGAUCAGCGGACUUUUGCUACGUAAACGGUAAAAAAUAUGAUGUUACCAGUAUGUAUCCCACAUUGGCUGUAUUAGAUCGUUCGGGACCAUGUGACGAAAACUGUAUCUGCGUGAGGGACCCCAAAGGCUAUGCUAUGAUUUCCUGCCUUCCCCCUCAAUGUCCGCAUAUCCACGUCAAAGACGGGUGUUUUCUCAAGCCACGAUUUGACUCUUGCUGUGGCGAAGUCAAAUCAUUUAUUCGAAUCGAAGAAACACGAACAUGCGGUUUCUAUGGAACUAUAUUUAAAUAUGGAGAAGUAUUCAAGCCAUCGGACGACUACGCUUGCCAGUGUUCAGAGACAAAAACUGAAUGGGGAGUACCUCCCAUGGAAAUUCGUGAAAACUGUCCUCCAGUAUAUCUUGCGGGUCAUUCACCGUACGAUUCUUGCGCCUUUGAUUAUAGAUGUCAAAACGUCAACGACACCGUUAUUCGCUCCUCGAUGGCUACGGGAGAAUCUUUGGCAGUACCUGACAACAUGAAAUGCAAAUUCGGAAAUAUGACAUUAAACGUCGGCGACGAGAUAAAUGAAGGAACUGAUUACAAUUCCGAGCACGUCGGGUGCGUGUGCGAGGUGCCUCCAGUACUUACAUGCCAGAAACGUCAAUAUAAAGGAGAUACGUUCGGAAGCUGUGUAAACGCAUGACGCUAACUAACAAUGUGACAGUCAACGAGGUAAACAUAUCAAUCUAAUGGAAGUCGAUUUGAUAGUAUUGAAUGUUUGAUUGUCGGACAAAAAGUUACCUGUUUUGCCAAUAGUUGCCGACAUACCAACCUGAGUUAUAUCCUGACGAUUGAUAUAUUGUGUUGAAUGGCUCUGCUGUUUCUACAGCUGCAAUGUAUACACUGUAAAACUAUUAUUUUUAAAGUGCAUGUAUUUUCGUAUAUAUGUAUGUAUGUUCAACCUUAAGCUCUUCAAAUUAAUGCCAAUCGUGUGACUUCUGAAUUGUUAUAACCCUCAUAAUCCUGUAACUCCAGCCACAUAUUCAUCUUCUAAAAAAGUUUGACCUGACCGGGAGUUGAACCUGUAUCCACUAUAGAGCAGUCAUAUUACGUCUGAUCAGUUUCUAUCUAACUAACCUACAACUACUCCUACCUGAGCUAAAAAUUAUGCUGUACGACUAAAUGUAAAUUAACAUUCAUAAAUAUAAAUAAUGUUCAACUAACUGUACCUUAGGUUAUAUAUUAAAUGAUGCAUGUGUAUCAGGCUUAUGGAGGUAACGGCUCUAGGGUUAUAGGGGAAAUACAGUGUUGUGUAAUAAGAGGCUAUGGGGUUGCAAGGUUUUGUGAUUACUGGAUCGGAGGUUAUACUGUAUUGGAGUUAAUGAGCUUAUGCUAUAAGAUCACUUAAGGUUAUAAUAGCUUGAAAUUUUAAUUUCGAGCAUAUUUGGGAGUCUUUACAAUAAUUAAGAUCCAUGGUCUAGGAUACAAGUGUAGUUAAAUUUAUCGAUGAUGACGUUUGCUAUGUAUGUGUCCGAAAUUCGACUAAAUUAAUGUUGAUAAAACGACUGCUCUUCCAAACAAUUUUUUGUUUACUCACCUCUAAUUAAACUACUUUAAUUUGUUCUGAUUACAAAUAUAAUCAACUAUUACAGCUAUAUUAGUCAUAUAAAAUAGGAGAAAAUAAGUUGUUUGGGUCGGACGGCGUUUUCUAUUCAUCAGAGAUCUGGCUCAGAUGAGCAGAUUGAUUUGUUUGCGUAAGUUUAAGAGUUAUGUGCGAGACUUAUAAUAGCAUGUAUGAUAUUUUGGUGAUACAACGAUUAACAAUUAUUACAAAAAAAAUUUUUUAUUGAGAAAUUAA
Molecule: messenger RNA, 2118 nt
Organism: Copidosoma floridanum
Lineage: Eukaryota; Metazoa; Arthropoda; Insecta; Hymenoptera; Encyrtidae
Source: RefSeq, a predicted model, not a curated record